Pseudozyma hubeiensis SY62 is the source of this 2886-nucleotide messenger RNA. RefSeq lists its product as hypothetical. Gene Ontology annotation, cellular component: MutSalpha complex; nucleus. The record is from RefSeq and is a predicted model, not a curated record. Gene Ontology annotation, biological process: mitotic recombination; mismatch repair. The transcript has a single exon. Gene Ontology annotation, molecular function: mismatched DNA binding; ATP-dependent DNA damage sensor activity; ATP binding. NCBI's taxonomy places the organism in Eukaryota, Fungi, Basidiomycota, Ustilaginomycetes, Ustilaginales, Ustilaginaceae. The coding region runs from base 1 to 2886 and encodes 961 amino acids.
AUGUCGGGACUCAUGUACGAUGGUCCUUCGUCGUCCGACAAGCCAGACCUCGGCUUGGACAAUGCUGCCGAAAGCUCCUUCUGCCAAACAUUCCGAUCCAUGCCCAAACCAGCGCCGGGAACACUUCGCCUCUUCGAUCGUUCCGACUUCUAUUCUGCGCACGGAGACGAUGCCAUACUCAUCGCAAACCUCGUCUUCAAAACUCACUCUGCACUCAAAUACCUCGGCAGCGGUGGCAAGGACAAAGGCGGCUUGCCUUCCAUCACCCUCAGCGUAGCUGCCGCAAAGAACUUUCUCCGCGAAGCCCUCACCACUCGCCAGAUGCGCGUCGAGAUCUACAGCAAUGCAGGCGGAAAGCGCAACAACCAAUGGUCCAUCAUCAAGCAAGCUUCUCCCGGCAACCUCCAACAGGUGGAGGACAUGAUCUUUGUCAAUGCCGACAUUGUCAGCUCGCCCAUCGUCAUGGCUCUCAAGAUGACCACGCGAGACGGCGUGAAAACCGUCGGUGCUGCCUUCGCCGACGCCUCAAACAGAGAGCUUUGCGUUUCAGAAUAUGCAGAGAACGACCUCUUCAGCAACACAGAAUCGCUCAUCAUCCAGCUCGGUGUCAAGGAGUGCAUCCUGCCCAAGGAUGACAAGGGCGCCGACGUCGACCUCAAAAAGCUUCGCGAAGUCAUCGAGCGCUGCGGCGUCAGCAUGUUUGACAACAAACGCGCCGACUUCUCCGGCAAGAACAUCGACCAGGACCUGCGACGCUUGCUCAAAGAGGAGUCGUCCGGCGUCAACAUCCCCGAGCUCGAUCUCAAAGUCGCCAUGGCCGCUGCUUCCGCCCUCAUCUCCUUCCUCGCUUUGCUCACCGACGAAUCCAACUUUGGCCAGUACAGCGUCACUACCCACGAUCUCUCACAAUAUCUCCGCCUCGACAAUUCCGCAUUGCGCGCACUCAAUCUUUUCCCCGAACCUGGCCAGACCGGCUCAAGCAAAUACACGAGCGUAUACGGCCUUCUCAAUCGCUGCCGUACCGGCCAGGGUCAGCGGCUGUUGGGUCAAUGGCUCAAGCAACCCCUGGUCAACGUCCACGCUAUCCAGCAGAGGCAAGGCCUCGUCGAGCUAUUCAUCAACGACAACAGCACACGGCAGCUCAUCCAGAACGACUACCUCAAGCUAAUGCCCGACAUGCAUCGCAUCAGCAAGCGCUUCCAGAAGGGUGUAGCCACAUUGGAGGAUGUCGUCCGUGUCUACCAGGCCGUGUUGAGGCUCCCUGGUCUCAUCCAGACUCUUUCGGAUAUGGACACGCCUUCCGACGCCCACGCAGAGCUGCUCAAGACCACAUACCUCGACCCAUUCGAGCUUCACCAGGCCGCCCUCACCAAAUUCAACGAGCUUGUAGAGGCCACCCUCGACCUCAACGAGUUGGCCCACCACAAUUUCGUCAUCAAGCCCGACUUCGACGACAAUCUGCGAGACAUCAAGGAGUCUCUCGACGACACGCGCGAUAAGCUCGACGAGCAACAUCGACUGGCAGGCCGGGAACUGCGCAUGGAUACCGAGAAGAAACUGCAUCUCGAGAAUCACCAUGUGUACGGCUACUGUUUCAGGGUCACGCGUACCGACGCUGGCUUGGUGCGCAACAAGAAGGGGUACACGGAUAUCGCCACCGUCAAGGGCGGUCUCUACUUUACCAACGAGGCUUUGCGCGAUCUCGCCACCGAUUUCAAGGACCUUUCCGAAAGGUACAGCCGAUCACAGAGCAGCCUGGUCAAGGAGGUCAUUACGAUCGCAUCCACCUACUGUCCCCCCUUGGAGAAGCUCAAUGUCGUACUUGCGCAUCUCGACGUGAUCGUCAGCUUCGCUCACGUCUCGGAUAACGCACCCAUCCCGUACACCAAGCCGACCGUGUGCGAAAGGGGCACCAACGCCGACGUCGACUUGCGCGACGCACGUCAUCCCUGCCUCGAGGUCAUGGACGACAUCAACUUCAUGCCAAACGACACCGAGAUGGUGCCCGGCAAGUCCGAGUUCCUGGUCAUUACAGGCCCCAACAUGGGCGGCAAAUCCACCUACAUCCGUCAAGUCGGCAUCAUUGCGCUCAUGGCGCAGGUCGGUUGCUUUGUUCCCGCGGCAGAGGGCGCCAAGCUGCCAGUCUUUGACUGCAUCCUUGCGCGUGUCGGAGCGGGCGACAGUCAGCUCAAGGGUGUGUCCACCUUCAUGGCCGAGAUGUUGGAGACAGCGACCAUCCUCAAGACGGCCUCCGUCGACUCUCUCAUCAUCAUCGACGAGCUCGGAAGAGGCACGUCCACGUACGAUGGAUUCGGUCUUGCGUGGGCCAUUUCCGAGUGGAUCACCACCAAGAUCCGAUGCAAGUGUCUGUUUGCCACCCAUUUCCACGAGCUCACCAAUUUGGCGACGCAGCAGUCACACGUGCGCAAUCUGCACGUCGCAGCUGUCGUCAAUCAGAAGAAGGACGGCACGCGUCAGGAUCGGGAUGUCACGCUGCUUUUCAAGGUCAAGCCGGGUAUCAGCGAUCAGAGUUUGGGUAUCCACGUUGCUGAACUGGCCAAUUUCCCUCCUUCUGUUAUCGCGCUCGCGAAGCGCAAGGCAGAGGAGCUCGAGGAUUACGAUGAAGACGAGAAGAACAACUCGGUACUGGACAGCCUGUCAGAGGAUGUGACCGAGGAGGGCGCCGCGUUGAUCGACGAGUUCUUGAAAACGUGGGCGGAGCGCAGCGCUAAGCUGCAGCAGGAGCGAGAUGGGCAGGAUCCGAAACGUCCUCGUCUGGAGGCAGAUCCUCAAGCACAGAUGCAGGAGCUAAGAAAAGUCGUGGAUGACUUCCGACCUCGCAUCGAGGCCAACGCUUGGGCUGCGAAGGUGUUGGAGAGCUUCUAG